Molecule: messenger RNA, 333 nt
Organism: Symbiodinium sp. CCMP2592
Lineage: Eukaryota; Dinophyceae; Suessiales; Symbiodiniaceae
Source: the annotation of a GenBank genome assembly
AUGGUUGACCCAUGGAUGCUCUGCGUCCAGAACAUGGACCACCCAUGGAUGGUUUGGGCGACGAAGAUGCUCUGCCGAAAGUUCGCCCGCUUCUUCACCCAAAGGGCCGAGCAUUUCGUUAUCCUCCGGCGAAAGCCCAUCGAAGGCUAUGACAUCAGCUUCCUCAUCACCAACACACACCUGGAGGAGAUGAUGAAAGAACGGAUCGUGGACUUCAUUAUCGAGUUUAUGGAGGACAUUGACAAGGAGAUCAAAGAUCUGAAGAUUGCACUGAACACGCGCCUGCGUGCAGCUGCAGCAGCCUACAUGUCGCAAUUCUCACAAAGAGGAUGA